Alosa sapidissima (American shad) is the source of this 2117-nucleotide messenger RNA. RefSeq names its product angiotensin-converting enzyme 2-like. Gene Ontology annotation, cellular component: plasma membrane. NCBI's taxonomy places the organism in Eukaryota, Metazoa, Chordata, Actinopteri, Clupeiformes, Clupeidae. The coding region runs from base 182 to 1972 and encodes 596 amino acids. The transcript has 15 exons. Gene Ontology annotation, molecular function: peptidyl-dipeptidase activity; metallopeptidase activity. The record is from RefSeq and is a predicted model, not a curated record. Gene Ontology annotation, biological process: proteolysis.
UGGGAGGGCUGGCGGGCAGUGGUGGGCAAAAAAAUGAGGCCCCUCUACGAGGACUACGUCGAUCUGAAGAAUGAAGCUGCCAAGCUUAAUGCAGACAGACAGCGGGUUUAUCUUUCUCUCUCCUGACUGACUGAAAGGUUAUGCUGAUUAUGGCGCCUACUGGAGAUCAAACUACGAGACAAUGGAUGAAGGGAUCUACCAUUACACUCGUGAUGACCUUAUGAAGGAUGCUCGUGUGAUAUAUCAAGAGAUAAUGCCCUUGUACAAGGAGCUCCAUGCAUAUGUGAGGGCGAAGCUCCAGGAAGCCUACCCAGGGCACAUUCAUCCUGAGGGGGGACUGCCCGCUCAUCUUCUGGGCGAUAUGUGGGGCAGAUUUUGGACAAAUUUGUAUCCACUAUCUGUACCUUAUCCACACAAGCCAGAUAUUGAUGUCUCUGACGCUAUGGUGAACCAGGGGUGGACAAUCAGACGGAUGUUUGACGAGGCUGAGAAGUUCUUUGUGUCUGUGAACUUGUUUGAACUCUUUCCCAAUUUCUGGACGAACUCCAUGAUCGAAAAACCUGAAGAUGGUAGACAGGUUGUGUGCCACCCAACAGCCUGGGACAUGGGCAACAGACUGGACUACAGGAUCAAAAUGUGCACCAAAAUCAACAUGGAUGACUUCCUUACGGUCCACCACGAGCUAGGUCACAUCCAGUACAACAUGGCCUACCGCGAUCUGCCCUAUGUACUGAGAGAUGGAGCCAACGAGGGCUUCCACGAGGCCGUGGGCGAGAUCAUGUCUCUCUCGGCAGCCACACCCAAACACCUGAAGGCCCUUGGGCUGCUCCCAGCUGACUUUACGGAUGACACUGAGACGGAGAUUAACUUCCUGAUGAAGCAGGCCCUGACUAUCGUGGCUACUAUGCCCUUCACCUACAUGCUAGAGGAGUGGAGGUGGCAGGUGUUCCAGGGCACCAUCCCUAAGAACGAGUGGAUGAAGCGUUGGUGGGAGAUGAAGAGAGAGCUUGUGGGCGUGGUGGAGCCACUGCCUAGGGAUGAGACGUACUGUGACCCGCCGGCACUGUACCACGUUUCCAGCGAUUUCUCUUUCAUAAGGUACUUCACAAGAACCGUCUACCAGUUCCAGUUGCAGGCAGCACUGUGUGAAGCAGCUGGACACAUUGGUCCUCUGUUUAAGUGUGACAUCACUAACUCCACAGCAGCAGGCAACAAGUUGAAGGCCAUGUUAGAACUGGGGAAAUCACAGUCGUGGACCCGAGCUUUGGAGCAGGUGGCUGGGGUGACAAGGAUGGAUUCCAAACCCCUGAUGGAUUACUUCAGCGUCCUCUAUGAUUGGCUGAAGGUGGAGAAUCAGAAACACAACAGGAACCCGGGGUGGAAGAGCUCCCAGGACCCAUUUUCGGUUGAUGCGUUUAAAGUGCGAUUGAGCCUGAAAGCUGCGCUAGGAGACCAGGCUUAUCCCUGGAAUGGCAAUGAAUUGUACCUGUUUAAGACUUCUAUGGCUUAUGCCAUGCGACAGUACUAUACAAUGGAGAAAGGACAACAAGUGGACUUCAUGUCAGAGAAUAUCUACACUUACACAGAAACCCCCAGGAUCUCGUUCUAUUUUGUGGUGACUGAUCCAGCCAACCCUGUCAAAACUAUUCCAAAGGCAGAAGUGGAGGCAGCCAUUCGCUUAUCCAGAGGGCGUCUCAACAGUGUAUUCCUCCUUGAUGAUAACACCUUAGAGUUUGAGGGUCUCAUGGCAAAAUUAGCCCCGCCCGCAGAGCCUACAGUGGAGGUGUGGCUGAUCGUGUUUGGUGUGGUCAUUGGCUUUGUGGUGUUGGUGGGAGCCUUCUUGAUUGUCUCAGGAUUCCGAAACAGGAGGAAAUCACAGAAAGAGGAAGAAGAAUCCAGCGACCAUGGAAGCCAGCUUGAAGGAGUGACAAAUAAAACCUUUGAAGACGAUGAUCUCCAGACAGGAUUUUAAACACAACAGCUCAUGAAUCUACUAUUUUUUUAACAGCAACGCAAUAUCACAUUUUAAUGAAAAUGAUAUAGAUCUAGAAUAUGUUUAUAUGUAAAGAGAUUGUUUGUAUAUUUUAAUAUUAAAAUUUAAAUAAUGCUGUAUACUA